Molecule: messenger RNA, 938 nt
Organism: Solanum dulcamara
Lineage: Eukaryota; Viridiplantae; Streptophyta; Magnoliopsida; Solanales; Solanaceae
Product: triphosphate tunnel metalloenzyme 3-like
Exons: 1
Coding region: 29-751 (240 amino acids)
Source: RefSeq, a predicted model, not a curated record
GUUUUUACUUUUAUCCAAUCUAUGGCCAAUGCAUCGCAUUUCUUCUUUAGCAUCACGAAUUCUCAGGAGCCUCACCUUUUCAUCACUCUUGAGAACCCCACAUUCCGCCAUAUCCACAUCUCGUAAUCCCACAAUUACCUCCAUGGAAGUAGAAGUCAAGCUCCGUUUACCAAACGCCGUUACUCACCAACGCGUCUCCUCAAUUCUCUCACCUUACCACCUCAAAACUCACGCUCAAGAGAAUGUCUUCUUAGACGGAGCCAACUCCGAACUCUCCUCCAAACUCGCCGUACUUCGCCUCCGAUUCUACGAUGUCGACACCCAGUGCAUUAUCUCCCUCAAGGCCAAACCCGUCAUUUCAAACGGUAUCAGCCGGAUUGAGGAAGAUGAAGAACCCAUUGACCCCUCUAUUGGCCGCGCGUGUGUUUCGGAGCCGUGGCGAUUACUGUUGAUCGAUUCUUCAAGGAUAAUACGGAGGGUUAGAGAAGAGUAUGGAAUUGGGGAAAAGGGUUUGGUCUGUUUAGGCGGGUUUAGGAAUGUGAGAGCGGUGUACGAGUGGAAUGGGUUGAAAUUGGAGCUAGACGAAACACAUUAUGUUUUUGGAAUGAAUUAUGAGAUUGAAUGUGAGAGUUGCGAUCCUGAAAGAGCUAAGGAUUUGCUGGAGGAGUUUUUGAAGAGUCAUGGUAUUGACUAUUCCUACUCUAAUGUGUCUAAAUUUGCCAUUUUUCGCUCUGGAAAAUUGCCUCAGUGAGUAAUAGGAGUAGUAACAAUGUUGUUGUAGAACUUCCUCAGAAGUAUUGUUUGAGUCAGAAUCUACUCUGAAUUGCUCCUUAUUGUGCAUUAGAGAAAACAAUUAUGGACCCAAUAUCAGAUUGUCAUUGCUCAAGCCUUGAGCUUUAAUGCUUUUUCCUUUUCAAUGUAGAUUCUUUUCUAAUUGA